Molecule: messenger RNA, 1396 nt
Organism: Cercocebus atys (sooty mangabey)
Lineage: Eukaryota; Metazoa; Chordata; Mammalia; Primates; Cercopithecidae
Gene: ZDHHC4
Product: zinc finger, DHHC-type containing 4
Exons: 8
Coding region: 276-1310 (344 amino acids)
Biological process (GO): protein targeting to membrane; peptidyl-L-cysteine S-palmitoylation
Cellular component (GO): endoplasmic reticulum; Golgi apparatus
Molecular function (GO): protein-cysteine S-palmitoyltransferase activity
Source: RefSeq, a predicted model, not a curated record
CAGCCCCGCAGGGGCGUCGCGCUGAUGUCACUAGCCCGCAGGAAGUCUUGUGUUGCGCCCGGGAGGCGCCGGAGCCCAGCGGCGGGCGUCAGAUCCAGGCUCCUGGAAGGACAAUGUCCGGUAGCUACCAGUCGUGCCAGGCACACACUGCGCCCAAGAGGAGCUGCUGUUUGAAUUAUCUGUGAAUGUUGGUAGGAGGAAUGCCAGAGCUGCCAACUGAAAAUUAUCCAACCAAAAGAAAUGUAGGCUGGGCACCCUGAAUCACCAGCCCCAGGAUGGACUUCCUGAUCCUCUUCUUGUUCUACCUGGCUUUGGUGGUGCUGGGUCUUGUUCUUAUCUGCGUCUGCUCGAAAACCCAUAGCUUGAAAGGCCUGGCCAGGGGAGGAGCACAGAUAUUUUCCUGUGUAAUUCCAGAAUGUCUUCAGAGAGCCAUGCACAGAUCGCUUCACUACCUUUUCCAUACGAGAAACCACACCUUCAUUGUCCUGCACCUGGUCUUGCAAGGGAUGGUUUAUACUGAGUACACCUGGGAAGUAUUUGGCUACUGUCAGGAGCUGGAGUUCUCCUUGUAUUACCUUCUUCUGCCCUAUCUGCUGCUAGUUGUAAACCUGUUUUCUUUCACCCUGACUUGUGUAACCAAUCCUGGCAUUAUAACAAAAGCAAAUGAAUUAUUAUUUCUUCAUGUUUAUGAAUUUGAUGAAGUGAUGUUUCCAAAGAACGUGAGGUGCUCUACUUGUGCUUUAAGGAAACCAGCUCGAUCCAAGCACUGCAGUGUGUGUAACUGGUGUGUGCACCGUUUCGACCAUCACUGUGUUUGGGUGAACAACUGCAUCGGGGCCUGGAACAUCAGGUACUUCCUCAUCUACCUCUUGACCUUGACGGCCUCGGCUGCCACCGUCGCCAUUGUGAGCACCACUUUUCUGAUCCACUUGGUGGUGAUGUCGGAUCUAUACCAGGAGACUUAUGUCGAUGACCUUGGACACCUCCAUGUUAUGGACACGGUCUUCCUUAUUCAGUACCUGUUCCUGACUUUUCCACGGAUUGUCUUCAUGCUGGGCUUUGUCGUGGUCCUGAGCUUCCUCCUGGGUGGCUACCUGUGCUUUGCCCUGUACCUGGCAGCCACCAACCAGACUACUAACGAGUGGUACAGAGGUGACUGGGCCUGGUGCCUGCGUUGUCCCCUUGUGGCCCGGCCUCCAUCAGCAGAGCCCCAAGUCCACCGGAACAUUCACUCCCACGGGCUUUGGAGCAACCUUCAAGAGAUCUUUCUACCUGCCUUUCCAUGUCAUGGGAGGAAGAAACAAGAAUGACAAGUGUGUGACUGCCUUUGAGCUGUAGUUCCCGUUUAUUUACACAUGUGGAUCCUCGUUUUCCAAGCAUGGCUUGUUUGUUUUGA